UACUUCUGGUUGCUGACAUAUGGACUGCUGAUGUAUCUCAAGAGUUACCACUGAUCCAAAAAAAAACAAAAUGAGUGAGCAAAGAGAAGAUGAAAUUAGCAACGAUGCCUCUUUUCCAGAGGAUAGGAAUGACACUGCUGUUCUAAGCGGGAAGGAUGAACCUCAGAAACCCCAGAGAAUGUUACUUCUGUGGUAUAAGAAGUCUCACUGGAUUAUUAGCAUCUUGCUAGCUCUUCAGCACACCAUAGUCCUAACCAUCCUUCUGCAUAGCUCUCAUUCUUUGCUGAUCCAGAAGCUGCCACCAGAGAAAGUGGACCAGAUCCAGAACAAGAGCAAACAUCAGUUUAUGGCCACCAGCUUUUUUGCAUCUGGAAUUGCCACCAUCCUACAGACUACAUUAGGAAGCAGAUUGCCUUUGGUGCAAGCUGCUUCAUUUGAAUUCCUGAUGCCUGCAGUACUUCUCAUUUCAAACUCUUAUGACAGCUUGCUAGAAACUGACAAUGGUACCAGUGUGAUGCCUCAAGUGCACAUGAGCCAAAUCAACAUGACAGAUGGAAAGUGGAUACAGCCAAUCAAAGAGAUAUAUGGUGAGCAACAAACUCACGUGCAUGAUAAAGAGAGAAAAGAGUUCUUACAGAAAAUUAAUUUUCCCAAUAUUGACAAGGAUUCUCAUGGAGAAUUAACUGCAUUGACUACAGUCGAGGAAGUUUUAGAGGCAAUUAAGAAAUUAAAGCCCUAUAAAACCCCAGGACCAGAUGCUGUUUUUGAUGCUGCUACUUAUUUUUUUGUAUUUCAUGUUUUGACUCAGGUCAAUGGAGCUAUACUGGUUGGAGGGAUACUGCAAAUAAUCCUAGGAAUAUCUGGUAUUUAUGGAAUUAUAUCCCAGCAUUGUGGUCCCAUGGUCCUUGCACCUUUGCUUACUAUUACUGGGUUGUCCACAUACCUGACAGCAUCAUAUUUCAGCUCUGCAAACUGGGGACUGUCUGCACUAAUUGUGCUUCUGAUUGCCUUUCUGUCUCAGUAUCUUCAGUCCUGUUAUGUGCCUGUCUGGAGAUGGAGAAAAUCAGAAGGAUUUACAGUAUCUGCUUACUGUCCUGCAUUUCGAAUCUUCUCGGUGCUAUUACCAGUCUUGGCUAUUUGGAGCAUAUGUGUCAUUCUGGAGAAGAAUGAUGUAAGUGUAGAACUUUUACCAGAGAAAAUGGAGCCUCUGUGGAGAAAUUUCAGCACCUUUAAAAAACCCUGGAUCAAAGUCCCAUAUCCAGGUGAAUGGGGCUGGCCUAUUCUAAAUUCCCGCUCGCUCUGUGUUGGCAUAGGAAUGGCAGUGACUGCUACUGUGAACACACUGGGCUGUUACAUGAUAUGUGCCCGUGUUCUGCAUUCUAAACCUCCACCAAGGUCGGCUUAUAAUCGAGGAAUCUGCAUGGAAGGCCUUGGAAGUAUCAUAUCUGGCAUUUUAGGAAGUGUGUAUGGUACCGCUGCCAGCAUUCCAAAUGCAUGCACUCAUGGGCUCACUCAGGCUGGUUGCCGUCAUGCAGUGCAAGUAACUGGUGUCAUCUGUAUUUUGCUUGGAGUAUCACCAAGGCUUACUGAGUUCCUUUCUACACUGCCAAUAUCUGUGCAUGGUGGGCUUCUCAGCAUUUUAUACAGCAUUGCAGUGGCAACUGGAAUCUCCUACUUUCAGUAUACAGACAUUGACUCCGGGAGGAAUAUUUUCAUUGUAGGAUUCACCACAUUCAUGGCACUGUUAGUUCCACGCUGGCUGAAUGGAAAUCCGGGUCAUCUCAGUACAGGGUGGCUCGGUUUAGAUUUUCUGAUUUUGUCUCUGCUUACCACGCCCAUGGUUCUUGGAGGAGUUUUAUCAUUUCUGUUGGAAAACACAGUUCCAGGUACACUUGAGGAACGAGGACUUCUGGCCAACAUCUCAGACUUCACUUCAGGAACUCAAGCUGCUCACCACUCUCAGUCAGACAGUCUAUAUAAGUUGCCACCAUACUUAAGAAAAUUGUGCGGAUGCGAGAGGGUUAAAACAGCUCCACUUUGUGCUCACUGGCUUUUUGUGGAUUAUUCUUCAAAAGAAGAGAUACGAGAAGAGGGACUUCCAGAGGAAAGAACAGAUUUGCUGCUACUUUCACAGCCACAUUCACAGGACAUGAAAACAGUUAGAAUAAAUAACAAUGAGCAAUCUGUUCUCAGCAUUUCAGACUGCUAAUAGAUAAAUCUUAGUCAGACAGACAUUCCAAAAGCACAUUCCUAGGUUUUGCUGGGACAAACCCUUAGACUUCUAACUUUGCUUUAGAUUGUGCACACCACUUCUGAAGGUUCCUCAAAGGACAUGUCUUCUAAAAAAAAAAAAAAAAUCUGCCUCUCAUAAUGCUGUGCCCCACUUGUAUACUGCUCAUUUCAGACUAACAAAUUAAUCUGUUCCAGACAUAUGCUGACUACAUACUGGUUUGCACUGCUAAUAAGGAUUCAAGGUCAUUACUGCAUGAAGCAGAAGAAAAUAAUUUACAACCACAAUGAAAAAUGUGAUAUGUUCUAGAUAUGCUUCUUUAAGUAUAAUUGCAUUUACCAUCAGUCUGUCUUAUCUAUAAAAUGAUGAAAUGCUGGUUAUAUUCUUACAAUUAACCGAGUAAGCACAUUGUUCUUUUAUUUCCUCCUUUGAUCAUUCUGACUAGUUCCCAAAAAUGUACUGACCCUCAGGUUUUCCCUAUGAAGCCAUGAAAAAGCUACCUUCUCAGCUUCUAUCUUAAAGAUUAUUGUGGUAAGUGGAACUCAGUCCUUAGUAUGGGACCAAGAAAGUACUAAAAAUCUCUGCUUUUUCACUUGCGGUUCCUAUAUAGUGGAGAAGUUACUGUAUGAAUGUUCACCUCCUCAUCUUCACUCUUGUCAGUUUCUGCCUUUUCCAAUUAAAGACUCUGGUCAUUUCUCAAAUCCGAGUACUACAGCAGCAGUUAGUAAGAAAGUAUUGCAUCCAUUUUUGCAUCACUGGUCAACAUGACCCAAGAUAGGGCAAAUAUUACAUGGAUUAAGAUUAUGCCACAGAAGAAUCAGAAGGCAACACCUGGCUUACGCUUCAGUUUACAUGCAAGGUAUUAUACUAUCGAUCCUGUUGUGAUAUAUUACUAAUGGCUUGAUGUUUAGGCAAACUCUUGUCAGUUUAUUUAGGUUGUGAUGGUCAUAUUGGGCUUGAUGACAACUGUUAUGACUAUUUCUCUACAUACUUGCAUGAUAUAGCCCACCACUCACAUUAACGUAUUUAUAAUUCCCCCAGUAAUCCAUUUCCAAAUAUCUGUGUUUUACAAUGCACCAUACUUGCUGAAGUGUAACUUCUGCAACUUGCCAAUUUAUUCAUAAAAUAUAUACUUAGAUUAUAUGUAUAAUAAUGUUUCAUAGACUAUGGAAUGCAUUAACAUUUUAUAGACAUAAAAUACACAAAUAUUGCCAUAUCAUUAGUAUUAUUCAUUAAUACUCAAGAAAGCACAAACACCAAACCAUGAUAGUUAUAAUGUAUACACUUGAUAGUACUACACAAUAUAUAAUAAAUCAUGAAACAGCAAGUAGUAAUGUACUAUCUUUAUAGGAGAACCAUUAUCAAUGUACUGUAUGUAACAUCAAAGUUUUAACCAUACAGAAGUGCGCUCAUACAGAUGACGCUUACAAAAAAUACGCUGCAGUAAGUUUACCCGAAACAGUUUCUACUCAACAACAUGCCUUUGAAUGUUUACCAUUCUUUUACAGUUUACAUACUUCUGUGAGAACACUUAACAUAACACAUGACUUUUUGGAGGGAUGUCACAGUAGUAGCAAAUCACAACACAUGGGCUUGCUCACUGGUGAAGUUUCAGAAAAUCUAUUCCACCUUUCCACAGCUGUAAUCAUAUUUCUGUCUGGAACACAAUCAGUAGUAAAAUUGUCUGCUGUUCAUCCUCCAAAAAAAUUACUCUAGCUUCAACCCACAUUGUUUUUCUGAGCAGAAGACAAUAUGCGCAUGUCUAGUGACAAAAUAAAUCAUGAAACAGCAAGUAGUAAAAAAAAAUAGAUUCACAGUUGAGUAAUAGACUAGGCUGCCUUGUGGACUGUUUUAAGCCUAGCCAGUUUCCAUUUCAAGAGUGAGAGUCAAACCAAGUACUUUGUGACUGUGAGGUGAACACCUUAACCAUUAUACUAAAUCUAUCUAUAUCACACACACACA
Protopterus annectens (West African lungfish) is the source of this 4192-nucleotide messenger RNA. It is a transcript of the gene SLC23A3, whose product is annotated as solute carrier family 23 member 3. Gene Ontology annotation, biological process: transmembrane transport. Gene Ontology annotation, molecular function: transmembrane transporter activity. NCBI's taxonomy places the organism in Eukaryota, Metazoa, Chordata, Ceratodontiformes, Protopteridae. The record is from RefSeq and is a predicted model, not a curated record. Bases 71 to 2209 code for a protein of 712 amino acids. The transcript has 13 exons. Gene Ontology annotation, cellular component: membrane.